Molecule: messenger RNA, 2399 nt
Organism: Cladocopium goreaui
Lineage: Eukaryota; Dinophyceae; Suessiales; Symbiodiniaceae
Source: the annotation of a GenBank genome assembly
AUGCUUGAGCCCUUUGCCGCCUUUGCCUUGGAGCUGGACAGGCUGGUGCCUGCGACUGGUCGAUGCCCGCAAGGGCGGCCACGGCGGCCACGGGAUCGACGGGAUCCACGGGAUCUACGGGCGCCUUGGGCGGCACCCUGCGAUGCCAUCGGACGCAUCGGACGCUGCUCCGCGGUGAUGGCGGCAUCCCUGGCGUACACGACGAAGGGGCGUCGGAAGCACGGACAAAGGGGUCGAAGUGGACUCGUUGGACGCCAAAGUUUUCCAUGGCUCUCCGGUGGCUUCAAGGGAGGCGAAGAUACCUCUGCCUCCCGCUGGUGGCGUACGCAUCCACGUGCCGGGGACCUCCUGAUUGGUUGGGUGAUGCAUCCCAACUUGACGAAAGGAAACAAACUGGAUCUUGAAGUCGACUUCAGCACAAGUACAGGCGGAAUUUGGCGCUCAAGAGCUUUGUCCUUUCAAGGUAAGUUCCACUCCAUGGUGCAGGACGCCAAGCUCACCCUCCAGGAUGACAUGACGGUGUUGAUCGGCCGCAUGGAGCACGAGACCUCCCUGGGAAUCGAAGGCACAGUCAUCUAUGAACGAAAAGAAGGAGGCAGGUUUAUCUUGCAGCCUUUACCAGAGUGUUACCUCGAGUGGUGGGCUCAGCUGAAAGCCAAGCUGAGCCCGGAAGAACCUCCCGGUUUGAUCGUCCUGAGCGAUGAUGGCUCCUUUUCAGGCGAUUCACCGGAGGACUCCAGUGACUAUCCAGACAUCACAUCCCCGGAGCAGCUGCGGAAGUUUCUGCUCCGCAAGAUCACCGGGCAAUCGAGGCCUUCAGGCAAUGGAAGCAAGAUGACCCGACGACAAGAGAUCCUCGGGAAAUUCACACUUCGACCCGAUGAGGUGAAAACCUACUUGGAUCGUUAUGUUAUUUGCCAAGAUGCUGCAAAAGAGAUGUUGUCCGUGGCAAUUUGUGAUCACUACAAUCGAGCCAAGGAAGAGCUGCAGAUCGACCUGGAUUCCUCAUCCUCCACGAAGGCGAAGAUGCUCAGCGAGUCAGGCGAGACCAAAGAGUCCAAAGAGGUCAAGGAGACAGCAGAGGACAAGACAAAGCCUGAGAAGGCCAAAGAUGGAGAUGCGCAAACAGCGGGUGAAGGAGAGUCCACCACCAUGGUCAAUUCUGAAGGGAAUGACGCAGAGUCGACCGAAGUCCAGUUUACAGAUACGGACGAGGAUGUGAUUUUGCUGAAGUUGAACGGUGACAAAGUGGUGGAAUACGUCAACGGCGAGUUGGACAUGGAAGAAGUGAAACGCUUUGACAUUGAUUUGAAUGAGAGGAAGUACCACGAUGAGUCCGGGUCGGGGCACUUCAAAGACGACGCCGACGUUUCGGCGCUGCAGCGUCGUAUCCAGGCGCUCUUCGCGCGCGCGAAGAUGCAAAUGCUGAAGCCAAAGCGGGUGAAGAACUACACGAAACCGAACAUUCUGUUGCUUGGGCCUACUGGAAGUGGCAAGACAUACUUGCUCAGAAAUCUUGCAGAUUUGAUUGGCGUCCCCUUCGUCAAAGCAGAUGCCACCAAGUUCACAGAGACUGGAUAUGUUGGUCGUGAUGCUGACGAGGUCAUGGGAGAAUUGCUCCAAGCAGCUGAUGGAGACGUUGAGCUUGCCCAGGUCGGCAUUGUCUAUGUAGACGAGAUCGACAAGGUUUGCUCUGAGGGAGAAGGACGAAGCUCUUCGUUCAGGCAAGCAACCCAAAGUACCUUCCUCAAGUUGAUGGAGGACACGGAAGUCACGGUGGGUUCGCCUGGGCCACGGAUGAUGCUGGGAGCCUUGGGUGGAGACAAAGGACAGAAGAUGUCAACCAGGCAUGUCCUGUUCGUCUUCUCCGGAGCCUUCAGCAAACUUGAUGAGAAGCUGAAAGAGGAGCACAAGCGCAACAUGAAAGGCUUCGGCUUCGCCAAGGGCGACGUUUCCGCCGACGAGACGGAGCCUGAAGAUGUGCAGUCGAUGCUCCACAAGGUCCGAAGAAUUGGUGAAAGCAGGCAUGGAACGGGAAUUCGUGGGACGGCUUCCGGUGCGAGUUGCGCUGCAAGCCUUGUCAAAAGAGGACCUGUUCCAAGUGCUCACGAAAGCCGAAGAUGGUGCCACGGCACAGCUGACAGAUGACUUCCGCCGCUAUGGCAUAGAGCUUCGAUUCUCGGAGGAGGCUUUGCACGCCGUGGCACAGAAAGCUGCGAAGGAAGGCACCGGAGCCAGAGCAUUGGUGACCAUCCUCGAGAACACCUUGCGGCGCUACAAGUACAGCAUGCCCUCGCUGGUGCCGAAAGGCUGUAAGGUCUUGGAGGUGGAACCCAAGUUGAUUGAACACCCUGAAGAAGAAUUGCAGAAAUUGCUUGACCUGAUGAGUUAUGCUGAGC